AUGACCCUCGUUCCCGAAGAUCGUGACACAGCAUCUACGCUGGACCGUGCAGAGGCCCUUGGCAAGUCCGACCCCGCGCAGGCAGAGGCCCUUUACCGCUCGGUUCUCGAUCACAAAGCCGCCGAUGAGGCCGAGUUGAAGGACCAGGAGACUGCACUGCUCAAGCUUGGUGCCCUCUACCGUGAUGUUGGCAAGACGCAAGAGUUGGCGGACCUUGUCGUCCAGUCCAGGGAGUUCAUGUCCCAUGUGGCCAAGGCCAAGACAGCCAAGCUCAUUCGCGCACUCAUUGACUACUUCCCGCCAUCGGCUCGCGAUUUGCAGAUGAAGGUGACGAGUGAGAACAUUGAAUGGGCGAGGGCCGAGAAGCGCGUCUUCCUUCGCCAGAGUCUCGAAAUCAAGCUUGUGGCACUCCACAUCGACGCCCAGAACUACCGCCAAGCUCUGGGCAUGACGGAGGAUCUCCUCAAGGAGCUCAAGCAGCUUGACGACAAGAUUAUUCUCACCGAAGUCUUCUUGUUGGAGUCGCGCGCCGCACAUGCAAUCCAAAACCUCCCUCGUGCCAAGGCGGCCUUGACGUCUGCCCGCACCACUGCCAAUUCGAUCUACUGCCCGCCUCUUCUCCAGGCUCAACUGGAUUUGCAGGCCGGUGCUCUGAAUGCGGACGACAAGGACUACAAGACCGCGUACUCGUACUUUUUUGAGGCAUUCGAGGGCUUUACUCAGGUCGACGAGGCUGACCAGCGUGCUCUGCGUUCUUUGAAGUAUAUGCUCCUCUGCAAGAUCAUGAUGGGCUUGUCUGAUGAUGUGCCUGCUCUUCUUCUGAUGAAGUCUGCGUCCCGUUAUGCCGGCAAGGACUUGGACGCCAUGAAGGCUACCGCCCAGGCGCAGAAGGAGAGGAGCCUGGAGAUGUUCAAGGAAACCUUGAAGGAGUAUCAAGAUCAACUCCAAAAGGACCCUCUCAUUCGCUCCCAUCUGUCUGCACUCUUCGACACUCUCUUGGAGCAGAACCUGCUGCGUGUGAUUGAGCCUUACUCGUCUGUCGAGCUUUCUUGGAUUGCUCACGAGGUCGGACAGGGACGCGACGUUGUGGAGGAGAAGUUGAGCCAGAUGAUUCUCGAUCAAGUCUUCUAUGGCGUCCUCAACGAGAGGGCAGGUACACUGGAGGUCUUUGACGAAGUCCAAACUGAGGCACUUUUGUCUGGUGCCCUCGACACGAUGAAGCAGAUGGGUAGCGUCAUUCAAGCUCUGUACGAAAAGGCUACCAGUCUUGCGUAA
Apiotrichum porosum is the source of this 1275-nucleotide messenger RNA. RefSeq names its product 26S proteasome regulatory subunit rpn6 (gene RPN6). Gene Ontology annotation, molecular function: structural molecule activity. Gene Ontology annotation, cellular component: proteasome regulatory particle, lid subcomplex. NCBI's taxonomy places the organism in Eukaryota, Fungi, Basidiomycota, Tremellomycetes, Trichosporonales, Trichosporonaceae. The transcript has 11 exons. The record is from RefSeq and is a predicted model, not a curated record. The coding region runs from base 1 to 1275 and encodes 424 amino acids. Gene Ontology annotation, biological process: ubiquitin-dependent protein catabolic process.